Messenger RNA from Symbiodinium necroappetens, 345 nucleotides. The record is from the annotation of a GenBank genome assembly. NCBI's taxonomy places the organism in Eukaryota, Dinophyceae, Suessiales, Symbiodiniaceae.
GCAGACGGCAUCAACCGCCGGCAGUUCAUUCUCAGCAAUCCUGGCCAGAUCAAAGAGUUCUACAAGCUGGACUCGAAGAAGAUCGGCGAGGGCACUUAUGGCUCCGUUGCCAUCGGCGUGCAUCAGCAGACCAAUGUGGAGCGUGCAGUCAAGACCAUGUCAAAGGGUAACAUCAAACAUGUGGAGCGCUUCAUGCAGGAGAUUAACAUCAUGAAGUCCAUGGACCACCCCAACAUCAUCAAGCUCUUCGAGACCUUCGAGGACCGGAAGCAGAUCUUCUUGGUCAUGGAGCUUUGUCAGGGAGGGGAGCUUUUCGACCGCAUCAUUGAAGCAGGGCACUUCACG